Messenger RNA from Spirodela intermedia, 3542 nucleotides. The record is from the annotation of a GenBank genome assembly. Lineage: Eukaryota; Viridiplantae; Streptophyta; Magnoliopsida; Alismatales; Araceae.
AUGAAGGCCUCACAGGUGAGGAAGGUGUCAGAAAGGCACCCUAUAGAUCUAUGGAAGAGCCAUCAAUGCGAAAAAUGUAGCCAAAAAUAGAAAAAAAAUGUCAAAUUAUGUAUUAAAUUGUUUCCUAUUUAAUUGUUUUCCUGAUUCCUGUGCAAGACUGAUAUCGUUUGAUGACUUGUGCUUGAAGGUUUAAUUUGAGUUGCUGCGAUCAAUCAUCACCUAUGUGAUGAUCAUACAGUGGGAAACUCAAAAUGAUAUGAAGCUAAAAAGAUUAACCACUUAUUUAUUUAUUUUAUGCACGCCUGAAAAAUUAAAAAAAUCGGUCUUACCUGCAUAUUCGUAAUAAUUUGCCAUGAAUGUUGAUCUUCAACGAGUAUGCUAAUUUUGGGGCGGAAUUCUUUUAGAUAUUGAUGCAUUCUAAGGAAAAGGCCUUGGAUAUUACAAGCAUGGAGAUGUUCUUUCUUAUGCUUGCUUUGAUCUAGUAGUAAUCAACUGGGAGAAGAUUCUGCAGGAUCCUCAAGGGGCAACCGAAGAUCAACAACACUCAUCGCAGGUGUCCCAAGAAUCUCAGCAUGACCGACAGAACAAUUCAGGGACUGAUGCUCCCAUGGCGGAGUCAGCUUCGAUUUUGAGCAUCGACAAUAAUAAAAAGGUUUCCCGGGAGGACAUAGAACUUGUAAGACAAUCUAGUUUUCUUAUUUCUUAUAAAUAUUAUUAGGUUUCUCUCAUAUGUACUAGACUUUUGAAAAAUGCUCUCUCCUGAUCCUCUCCUGCAUGUUCAGCCAUCUUUAUGUGAGUGCUUUCUUUUGCUUUUUUAGGUGCAGAAUCUAAUCGAACGCUGCCUACUCAUGUACAUGAAUAGAAAUGAGGUAGUGAGGAUUCUUCUUACUCGCGCUAGAAUAGAGCCAGGGUUUACAACUCUCGGUAAGUUGCCUCAUGAUAAAAUUUCCCCAGAGUUACUUUAACAGAUAUAUUCCUGAAUGGGUAAUUCAUUAUGUCUUGCAUUUACUCUCUGUGUAGAGAUUAACCAUACUUAAUGGUGUAAUAUAUGCUUUAUACUUUAAAAUUAUUUUUAAUGGAUUGGAAGACCAGUCUUCUGCAAUUGUCUGACUAUCCCUUACUGCCACUUGAAUAUCUUUCUAGUAAUUUUAAGAAGGGAAGAGAGCUUUAUUAUACCUUUUCUGUUGAUCAAGUUUGGCAGAAGCUGGAGGAGGAGAAUGCCGAGUUUUUCAGGGCUUAUUACAUAAGAUUGAAGCUCAAGAAGCAGAUUCUGCUUUUCAAUAACUUGCUUGAGCACCAAUACCAUCUGAUGAAGUACCCAGCGCCUCCCAAGGUGCCAAUGGCUCCCAUGCAGAAUGGCGUUCAUCCAAUUCCUGGUAAUUUUUCGCCCACCCUGAGACUCGGGUGUCUACUUUUAUUUUUAUUUAUUUAUUAUGCAAAUUAAAUGAAUAGGUUGUCUAUUAUUUGUUGUGGAUUACUAUUUUAUGAGGCAAGGCGUACUCCCUAACAAAAAUUUCAAUAUCUGAAUAAGUCAUGUGAGUUUUUUUCUCUCGCCCACACAUAAAAGGGGAAAAUAUUAUUUUUCUCUGGAUCCCCUCCAAAGCUAUUGGAGCUUGCCAUCCAACUCCUGAUCCACUAUAUAUACAUAGAUAUAUGCUUGCAAAUUUCCGAAGACAAAGGGAACAGUUUCAGAUGGUUCUACCACCUUUUUCCCUUGGGCAAUAAUAAGGAAAUGGUUGACGGUGGUGGCAAGUUCAUUGUCAUGAGAACAUCUGGGGCUUCAAGAAUUAUAUUUCUCUUAGCCAGAUUUCUCACGAGAACCCUUUUUUUUUUCAUUUAAUCCGUGACAAGACACUUUCAACUAAGGUGGAAGAGUUUGUUGUCUUAAACUCCUCAUACUGAAGCAAUUAUUUGCAAUCAUUGUUCUCUCGCUGGAAAGCUUUAAAAAUAAAAUUUUCCUGCAUAGUCUUCUCUUUUCACAAGCUUAAUCCCUAGUUAUAAAUAGCAUUAGAUAUGGAAUCCCCGACUUUUAUUUUUUUUUCUAUGAGUGUUCAUGGGUGCAUGCGGAAACUCCUUGUACGGUUUAAUCUUUUUGGAUGGCUACUUAAUUUCCAGCAAUGCAGAGCCGAAAUUGCAUGAAAUUGGCUGGAAUAUCUUGCUAGAAUUUCACAUAGCUCCUCGCGGUGGCUUUUGUCUUGUUGGAUGGAAGCUUGAUCUUCUAGCCACGCAUAUCUUUAAUAUGAGAGCUUCAUUAAUGAAUUUUUUUGCUGCUAUUGCACAUGGGUACUUGCAUAUUUUUGAUGUUCUGAGUAAGUGGAUCAUUAUUAUUCAGCAUCAGUCUUUCACAGUGCAGCAAGCAAUUUACCAAUGGGGUACCCCGUGCUGCAGCAGCCUGCGAUGCCUGCCGCCACGCAGCCCCAUCUCGAUCCCAUGAGGUUGCCCAACUGCCACGUGGUCAAUGGGUUCCCUGCACCAGGUGGCUUUCACCCGGUCCGGGUCCACUCCAUGAAUGGGUAGGUUCUCUAUUCCCUUGAAAGAUGUGGCCUUCCCGAGUCGCGUAGUUUGGGGGAAAGAAAAUGCAUAGAUAACCUAGUUAUUAAUCUCUUGCCAACGAGGUGCUGAUGGUGUCUUCACCUGAAGGGAAAUGGUGGGCGAGAAUGCAGCCGACGUGCCCCCGGCCCCGCCCUGCAAUGCCAUGUCGUCCAUGUCUGAGAUGGCGGUGAGCCCCACCUCGGUGGCAUCGUGCGGGCACUUUCCCUUCACGCCAGCCGACAUCUCAGGGAUGGGAAUCGACUCCUCGGUGCUCGACUCUGCCUUCACCACUGAUGUAGUAGGGGCCAAGGGGGACAUCCAGCUCGGGUUUGACGGCGAAGGUUCGUCCAAGGACACCCUCCAGUCAGGGGGCCAGCUCCCCUGGACCUUCAGCCUCACUGACCUCACCGCUGAUCUGACAAAUUUGGAAGGUAACCUUCUUGAGAGAUGCCCAGCAUCCAGCACUGUUUUUUUCCUCUCCCUCUCUCUCUCUCUCUUUUCCUCUCUUUCUCUCUCUUCCUCUCCCUCUCUCUCUCUCUCUCUCUCUCUCUCUCUCUCUCUCACACACACACACACAUACAUUUUUGCAUUUUCUUUAAUCCUCAAGUUUUCAAAUUAUAUGAUACUAUCUGGGAUCGCCAGCUUAUGAAAUACCCACAAGAUCAUUACUAUGGUCGUCAUCAUCAUCAUCAUCAUCAUCAUCGUCAUCAUUAUGUGUCACUUGUGUCGAGACAUCCUAAUUUCGGCAAAUCAUGGUCUGAUCAUUGGCUGAUUAUGCAGACCUGGGGGACCUCGGAAGCUACACCGGCUCCCCAUUCCUGCACGAGAGCGAGAUCAUGCUCGACCCCGAUCAAGACGACAUAGGUAGUUCUCUUACGAGAGGCACGGAUCAUAUCAUCACCGGAUUAAAUUCAGUAAUUUUUGGGUGCUAUAUUUAUUUUGCAGUCGAGGACUACUUUGUUGACAACAUCACCGGACCCUCCUCUCAAUCCGACGAGGAGAAGUCCUGA